This is a messenger RNA of Pristis pectinata (smalltooth sawfish), 751 nucleotides long. RefSeq names its product metabolism of cobalamin associated C (gene mmachc). The record is from RefSeq and is a predicted model, not a curated record. NCBI's taxonomy places the organism in Eukaryota, Metazoa, Chordata, Chondrichthyes, Rhinopristiformes, Pristidae. Gene Ontology annotation, biological process: cobalamin metabolic process. Gene Ontology annotation, cellular component: cytoplasm. Gene Ontology annotation, molecular function: FAD binding; cyanocobalamin reductase (cyanide-eliminating) (NADP+) activity; demethylase activity.
UUGUAGGGGUGUGUGUGGUAAUGUCGGCUUUACUGCAGCGGCGCUUGGAUGAGCUGCUGAGUCCAUUUGGUUUUCAGUGCGACCCCUUCAAGAUUAGUUGGUAUAAUGCUGUGGUACAGCCUUGUUUUCGUCUACAAUAUCCAGAGGACACUUUGGCCUUUGUUGUUCUCAGCACACCCCAGAUGUUUGAGAGAGCUUUCAAACCUUUCAUUGCAGUCAUGCAAUUAUCUGAUGUCCGGGAUCCUAUUGAUGAAUGUGUUGCUCAUUAUUUCUCUCUAGUGAGGAAAAAUUUCCCUGAUCACAGGAUUGUAGCUAUCCAUGACUUUGAGCUACUUCCUAAUCGAAGGCCAAAGGUUUUGGUACAGUCAGCUGCACAUGUGGCUGGAGCAGCCUAUUAUUACCAAAUGAAGAAUAUGCAGCAAAACCCUUGGGGAGAAAAAAAAAUAUGUGGAGUCUGCAUUCAUCCACGCUACGGAGGCUGGUUUGCAAUACGAGGAGUCGUGAUAUUUCCAGAUGUCCAGGACCCAUCCCUUGAGCAAAAGCUGCCCAUGGACUGUGUUUCAACAGAUGAAAAAAAGAUUGAACUGCUCAAAAGGUUUAAUUUUCACUGGCAGGACUGGACCUACAGAGAUAUUAUUGAUGUAGAGGAAAGGUACUCUGAAGAACAAAAGCAGUACUUUGCUACACCUCCUGCUGAAAGAUUUAAACUGCUUGGACUGAAAAGUGAUUGUUAAUGACAUCUGGAGGAAAG